Molecule: messenger RNA, 1056 nt
Organism: Nicrophorus vespilloides
Lineage: Eukaryota; Metazoa; Arthropoda; Insecta; Coleoptera; Silphidae
Product: cysteine dioxygenase type 1
Exons: 4
Coding region: 319-948 (209 amino acids)
Biological process (GO): L-cysteine catabolic process
Molecular function (GO): cysteine dioxygenase activity; ferrous iron binding
Source: RefSeq, a predicted model, not a curated record
GUGAAGUUGUUCUGUAACUGCGGUGACCUCACUGGGAGAGGAUAUCAGGAGGCAGACCUCUUAUCAAAAAUCCUCUGCCUCCUUCGGCCCCAGAAAAUAAAACAUCGCAUCGGACGGGCCUUUUUAUUUAUUUGAUACGCGACCAUCGAUUUGCGAACAUCGAGUUUCUUUCAUUUCUAUCCUCCUGCGAUAAUCUGCUGCUGUUCGCUGUCAAUCCGCUCUGUCGCUCUCUUCCUGCUUCUUCUUCUAAAACGAUACCGCAUCCAUCGGUCGAGUGCUGCACCACGAAUUUGUUCUUUGGUUUUUAUCACGCAAGAGAUGGAGGUGUGCAACAGGGAGAACGUGAUCACCGACGUGGAUCUGAUCAAGAGGUUCGGCGACAAUUUGCCGGUUGCGAAUAAUCUGGACGAACUCAUCGAGGAACUGAACAAGAUCUUCGCCAGCGACGAAGUUAACAUUGAACUUGUAGACUACAUUCUACGCACGUACAAAUCCAACGUCGACGAUUGGAAAAAGUUCGCCAAGUUUGACAGAUAUAGAUACACUCGAAACCUUGUGAACAGUGGAAACGGCAAGUACAAUUUGAUCCUUCUGUGCUGGGGCGAAGGUCAGGGCUCCAGCAUCCAUGACCAUGCCAAUGCUCACUGCUUUAUGAAGAUGCUCCAAGGAGAACUACAGGAAAUCCGCUACGAAUGGCCCAAGCAGCAAGGCGAGGAACUCCAAGAAAUGGGCAGAACCAUACUGAAGGAAAACAGCGUUUGCUACAUCAACGAUGAGCAAGGAUUGCACAGGGUGGAGAACGUGUCCCACACGGAUCCAGCCAUAAGCCUGCAUCUCUAUUCGCCACCCUUCGACACGUGCCACAUGUUCGACAAGAAGACUGGUCGUAAAACCGCCAGCAAAGUUACCUUCUGGUCCAUGUAUGGGAAAAAGGAGUCUCAAGAAUAAUUCGACGAGAUAUCUUCGCAAUCGCUGUUGCUUAACUUAUUGAAAUGAAUUUUAAUCUUUUGGCUGAUUUUGUGUUAAAUGUAUUUUAAUCUUUUAUACGUGACUUGC